Molecule: messenger RNA, 1940 nt
Organism: Peromyscus eremicus (cactus mouse)
Lineage: Eukaryota; Metazoa; Chordata; Mammalia; Rodentia; Cricetidae
Product: carcinoembryonic antigen-related cell adhesion molecule 1-like
Exons: 10
Coding region: 191-1726 (511 amino acids)
Biological process (GO): regulation of immune system process; signal transduction
Cellular component (GO): plasma membrane; cell surface
Molecular function (GO): protein tyrosine kinase binding
Source: RefSeq, a predicted model, not a curated record
UCACAGAAAAACAGAGCAAUGCACACACAGAGACUCCACCCCCAGCCCAUCUGACUCCAGGAAGUGCCCUCCUCUGGGAGGAGGCUGAGGUCUGGGAAUUAAAGUAGAGCAGACAGAGGAGCCCAUCUUGGCAGCAGCCUGAGAGACAAACCUCCUCUCCAGAGGAAGAGCCUAGCCCACAGCAGAGACUAUGGAGCUCACCUCAGCCCCUCUCCACAAAGCAGAGGUCUCCUGGAGGGGACUCCUGCUCACAGUCUCUCUUUUAACCUACUGGACCUCUCCCACCACUGCCAAAGUCACUGUUGAAGCAGUCCCACCCCACGUUGCUGAAGGGAAGAACGUUGUUCUAGUUGUCCACAAUCUGCCAGCAAAAUAUGCAGUCAUUAACUGGUACAAGGGACAAGGUUCUUUGAAGAAGUUAAUUGCAAAAUUUGUAAAAAACCAAAACUCAAUACAAAAUGGGCCUGGAUACACUCACAGAGAGAUGAUAUACCCCAAUGGAUCCUUGUUCAUCAACAACGUCACAAUGGAAGACGAAGAACUCUACACACUGUACUUAGAAAUAGACAGCACUCAUCAUCAGAAUGUAACAGUGAACUUUGAUGUACAACGGCCAGUGUCUAAACCCUUCAUCCAAGUCAGCAAUAAAACCAACAAUGACCUGAUCUCUGUGCUCCUGAACUGCUUCUCAUUCGACAGCGGGAUCUCCAUCCAUUGGUUCUACAAAGGCCAGAGUCUGAAGAUCACGAAUAGGAUGAUUCUGUCCAAGGACAACAACACCCUCACAAUAGUCCCUGCCAGGAGGAACGAUUCCGGGGAUUAUUAUUGUGAGGUAUCCAAUCAAAUCAGUUCCAAGAAGAGUGACCCCAUCCAGCUGGAGGUAAUAGAGCCAGUGACUACUCCCUCCAUCCAAGUCACCAACACCACAGUCAAGGACCUGAUCUCUGUGUUCCUUAACUGCUUGUCAAAUGACACUGAAAUCUCCAUUCAUUGGCUCUUCAAAGGCCAGAGUCUGAGUGUCAGGCGUAGGAUGAAGCUGUCCAAGAACAACAAAACCCUCGAAAUAUACCCUGCCAGAAGUGAGGAUUCCGGAGACUAUCAGUGUGAGGUAUCCAAUCAAGUCAGUUCCAAGAAGAGUGACCCCAUCCAGCUGGGCAUAAUAGAGCCAGUGACUCCACCCUCCAUCCAAGUCACCAACUCCACAGUCAAAAACCUGAUCUCUGUGUUCCUGACAUGCUUGUCAAAUGGCAAUGGGAUCUCCAUCCAUUGGCUCUUUCAAGGUCAGAGUCUAGUGAUCACAAAUAGAAUGAGGCUGUCUGAGAAUAACCACACCCUUCAAAUAGACUCUGUGAGAACUGAGGAUUCCGGGGACUAUCAGUGUGAAGUAUCCAAUCAAGUCAGUUCCAAGAGGAGUGACCCCAUCCAGCUGGACAUAAUACGUGAAUCUCCAAAACCAAAACAUCUACCCUCAUUAAGGGGUAUCAUUGGCAUUGUUGCCCAAUGUCUGAUGGGGAUGAUUGCAGUAAUAUUUUUACUGGGUUUGCUGUGGCGCAGACAUCAUGGCAGGGAGCCACAAAUUGAGAACGACAUCAAACAAGUGGACAAUGAGCCAACCAACCUCAAUGAGCCAACCAAUGCCAAUGAGCCAUCCAACCUCAAUGAAACCUCAAAAGCAGCCUCAAAUGUGAAAAAGAAAAAGAAAAAGAAGUCAAAAGGCAAGAAGUAAGAGCAUGCUCAGUGAGGACAACUGGACCCAUCCACCAACAGUCACAUGACAACUCUCCUAAUGAGGUGGAUGGAGCUUCAUAUUAUUUCCUGAAGAACAAUGUCCAGCAACCCAAAUCCAUAACUUCAGUCUUCCCAUCUCCACCAGCAACAGCAACUGUCUUCUGAAGUAAAAACACAGCAAUGGAACUGUCCCAUUAGCUGCUGCUCAUGUA